AUGCCUAACUCUUUUGGUAUUCGCGCUCGUACGCGCUAUAUGUUCUCUCGUAAAUUCCGCGAGCAUGGAUCUAUCAGGCUUUCAACCUACCUUAAGACGUACAAGGUCGGCGAUAUCGUUGACAUUAAAGCCAACGGUGCCGUCCAAAAGGGUAUGCCCCAUAAAUUUUAUCAUGGUCGUACUGGUAUCAUUUACAAUGUAACAAAAUCAGCCGUCGGUGUAAUCAUUAAUAAGCGUGUUGGCAACCGUUUUAUUGAAAAGCGGGUUAAUAUUCGUGUUGAACAUAUUAAACAUUCGAAAUGUAGGGAUGAUUUCCUACGUCGUGUCAAGGAAAAUGCGAUCAGGAAAAAGGAGGCUAGAGCUAAAGGAGGUAGGAAAAUUUCACGAUAG
Funneliformis caledonium is the source of this 390-nucleotide messenger RNA. The record is from the annotation of a GenBank genome assembly. NCBI's taxonomy places the organism in Eukaryota, Fungi, Glomeromycota, Glomeromycetes, Glomerales, Glomeraceae.